AUUUCUCUCCUCCAUACUGGGCCCAGCGAGGGCGGCACUGGGCGGCUGGCGAUCUAGUGCUGGGCCUCUCCCGGGUGGGUUCCCUGGCAGGCGGGCUGUAGCUCAGGCCUGGAGUGGCGAGGUGGAGCCGGCGCCUCUGUGCGCGCCCCCUCCCCAGAUCCCGGCCUCUGCUCCUCCCCCUGCCCGAUCCCGCCCAAGCGCGCCGGAGGCUCGGGUGCCGGGAGCUGGCGCCGGAGAGGGGGCGGACGGAGCGCAGCGCGGCGCCGGCAUGGACGCGGAGUACCCUGCGUUCGAGCCGCCGCUCUGCAGCGGCCUCAAGCAGCUGUGCCGGCGGCUGCAGGAGGCUUACCGCGAGCUCAAGGAGGACCUCGCGCCAUUCAAGGAUGAUCGCUACUACAGGCUGGCACCCAUGCGGCUCUACACACUCUCUAAGCGCCACUUUGUCCUCGUGUUUGUUGUCUUCUUCAUCUGUUUCGGACUGACCGUCAUCGUCGGCAUCAAGGGACCCAGAGUGAUCGAGACUUUGCCUGCUAAUUUUUCACUGAAUGGCAGCAAGAAGCUGAAGCCAGUUAUCCGUUCAAACCCACUGUCCACGUAUAACCAACAACUAUGGCUGACGUGCGCCGUGGAGCUGGAGCCCUCAGAAGAAACAUCGAUUCAAACCAGCUUCUCCAUGUCUGUGAAGGUCGAUGGCGUGUCUCAAGAUGGAACCACAACGUACAAUCAUAACAAGGUUCACAAUAGGACAAGGACUCUCACCUGUGCAGGGAAAUGUGCGGAAAUCAUCGUGGCCCACCUCGGCUACCUGAACUACACGCAGUACAGAGUGACCGUGGGGUUUGAGCACCUGAACCAGCCCAUCAAGGAUAUGAACUUCACGUGGAAGACAUACAACCCUGCGUUUUCCCAGCUGGAGAUCUGGUUCCGCUUCGUGUUUGUGGUGCUUACCUUCAUUGUCAUCUGCCUGUUUGUGCAUUCCCUGCGCAAGUUCUCCAUGAGGGACUGGGGCAUUGAGCAGAAGUGGAUGUCUGUCCUCCUGGCCCUGCUGCUGCUCUACAAUGACCCUUUCUUCCCACUCUCCUUCCUGGUGAACAGCUGGUUCCCGGGGAUGCUGGAUGACCUCUUCCAGUCUCUGUUCCUGUGUGCUCUGCUGCUCUUCUGGCUGUGUGUGUAUCAUGGGAUACGGGUCCAGGGAGAAAGAAAAUGUUUAACUUUCUAUCUGCCUAAGUUCUUCAUCGUUGGACUGCUGUGGUUGGCUUCUGUCACACUGGGAAUAUGGCAGACAUUUAAUGAAUUAAAUGACCCCAUGUACCAGUACCGGGUUGACACCGGAAAUUUUCAGGGCAUGAAGGUCUUCUUCAUGGUGGUGGCCACAGUAUACAUCUUAUACCUUCUAUUCUUGAUUGUACGGGCAUGCUCCGAGCUCCGUCACAUGCCUUACGUGGAUCUCAGGUUAAAGUUCUUGACUGCAUUGACCUUUGUAGUGCUUGUUAUUAGCAUUGUCAUCCUCUACCUACGGUUUGGAGCACAAGUGUUGCAGGACAACUUCGUAGCAGAACUGUCGGCUCACUACCAGAACUCAGCUGAAUUCCUGUCUUUCUAUGGCCUGUUGAAUUUUUACCUCUACACACUGGCCUUCGUCUACUCUCCAUCGAAGAACGCUCUGUACGAGUCCCAGCUGAAAGACAAUCCUGCAUUUUCCAUGCUGAACGACUCUGAUGACGAUGUGAUUUACGGGAGCGACUAUGAAGAAAUGCCCCUGCAGAACGGUCAGGCCAUCCGUGCCAAAUGCAGGGAAGACUCGGACAGUGACUGAGCCCCAGGCAGCAGAUGGGACAGCAUGGGGCCCGGAGGCUUGCCUGAGCGAUGGCCUUCUGGCCUUUUCUUCUCUCGGUUUGUGUCUGGACUCCUCUGUAAGCAAAGCUUUCCUGUUCCUUGUUUGUUUACAUAUUUUUAAAAGAAAAAAAAAACCAAAUGGAUUGAAAUGUGGGGCGGAGUUUGCUGUGAGGGUAGCCCCACUAUUUAAGAAGAGGGGCCGGCUGGUAGAGAAGUCAAAGGUAUCUCCUUUACACCCACAUCAGGCGAGCUGGAGCCUGUAUGCAGCCAUGAGGAGAAGCUACCCAUUUUUUAAUAAAAAGAAUUAUGUACUUUUUUUUUCUUUUAAAAAGCAAUUGAGUCUGUGGGAGGCCUGAUGCCCAAGGUCCCAGCACGACAAUGAUGGCUCUCUCCUCUCUGAGGCACCGUCCUUGAGUGCUCUACCUGGGCCUGCCUCCGGUGGGCGGUCUGCCUCCAUCCUCUCCAGAGCAUGGUCAGUGUGCUGACUCUCAAACAUCUGCCGUGAGGUUUUGAUUGUGUUUGGUGAGUCACAUACAAUGCCAUUUUCAGGAAUGGCAGGUGGCCAGGUUCCUGUCCAUCAUUGCCCCCCAAGCAGAAGUGACAGCGAAGUUGAGUCCGGGGUGAGCUAAUCGUCUGGCGGAAGCUAAGGCAGCUACAGGCCAGCAGUGCUGUGGGCAAGGCCCUGUGUGUGACACGGGGCUCUUGAAGGCUCUGUGCACAGUUAGGAUUGGGUUUCCCUGUGCUCAGGGUGGAAAACGAGGCAGCCCUUCCCAGUCCAAACGUUUCUGCAUCUCCACUAAAUAUCAAAUCAAACCCCCAGAGAGCUUUUUUUUUUUUUGAAUGAAAGCAACAUGAAAUACAACUAUAUUAGAAAUAGUAGAAAUUCUUCCUUGCCAGAAAGACUUUCCGUUUAACAUUAGGAAGUAAAAUAAAGAGAAAGUAAAACAUUGUGAAUGGCUCUUGAGACAGCCUCGGAUGAAGGAACUUGCCCCAAGGUCGUUCUGGGGUUUGGAGUGUUGUUGCUCUGCUGGAAGAUGGAUGUCACCCACACUGGUGAAGUUCAGCCACUGGAAGUCCUGAGGGCCACUGCCUCCCAUCCUGCUCCUUGGAGUUUGCCCACACAGAACGUCUCUGUGAACACUUGGUAAAGGUAGCCAUCCUGCCUGCCUCUGCCCUGGCAAUUCCAGAGGCCCAGUUCGGGUAGAUCCCUCUCCAGGCAACACUGAUCCCUUCACCUAUGCACUGACUCAGAGCUCUGCCCUGAGCUGCAGGUUACUGUCCGUGCGGGCCAGAUUCCAGGGAUGGCCGCGGCUCUCCAUGCUGCCUGUCUUCUAAAAAAUCGUCAACAUACUUUAAUAUGGACUCCAUGUGCAUUUUUUUUAAAACUUGUAACUAUGAACAUUGGAAUGGAACUGUCCUUGCAAAGGUUUACAUGAUUUUUUACAUUUGCUGUGAUCGCUGAGAAUGUUCUCGAAAAAUACCGGAAGGGUGUUUGUCACCAGCCCUUCCCUGGCAGUGGAGCUUGAAGCUAUCAUUCCGUGGACAGGGACUUGUGCUGAUCCCAAGAUGUUCUAAUCUGUGAGGGUUUACAUGUCUUAAUCAUUAUAAAUAAGUCUCCAUGGUUUAUAAACGCUAUUUAUCAGUUGGUGUAAGAUAUUUUAAGCAUUUAGGUGCAGACUUCAGAACUUUUAAAUAAAACUGCCCUGUAGUAUAAUUAUAAACUGAUCCUAGUGUCUGUAAAACGAAAGGAUUUUUUUUUUUUUUUUUGCUGUUGAAAUAGGAAUUACAAAGAAGCACCCCCUAGUGUCAUAUGCAUCAUAUAUCCUAUGCUGUGUAAAGCUCUUACAAAACUAAAACUUCAGUGUGUAGGUAGAAGCUCAGGUGUUAGGUUAAAACACUAAACUCCGCCAGGACUUUUGAUAGUAACCAGAAGACUGUUUCGUUCUGAGGGGAUUAAAAUUCUGUAAACUUAAGUUAUAAGUUCAAAGGGCUGACGGGUUAUUUCAGGGUAAUGGUUUGAAUCAUACGGUCUUUGGGGUAUUUUUUUAUAUUGGUCCAAUCCAGGGGAACCUGGAAGAUGCUGGCUCCCGGACUCCCCGUGAGAGCUUCCACUGUCCCCGUGGAUAGUAAAUCUGCUUGAUUUAUCCUCAAAUCACUGCAGCAGUGACCUGGUGCCUUCAAGCCCCAUUCGAAAGGCUCGAGAAGGGCGUGUGUAGGCGUGCAGCUGAGGCUCGUGAGGCCGUUUCUGUACAGUUACAGACUGAAACAAGUUAGGUAAGUAAAGCCAGCCUGCAGAUGGGCAGUUUAUAAAAGCAAAUCUCCCCAGCCUCGAGUGCUGAACCAUUGGAGGCAUAGUUAGGAUAAACAGGUUCAAAUAUGGUUACUAAUCUUUAUAGGAAAAACACAAGCACCCCCAAAAGGAAGAACUAAGUCCCUCCAUGAGGAACAGACCUGAGACUUGAUGUGUAUUUGUAUAUUUGAGGGUUUGCCUUAGUGGUUAGAUUUUUUGGGGGGAGGGGGAGGUAGGGUGGGGGAAGCUCUUUUUUCCCCACCCCCCCCCAGGCCAAAGGAAAAUUGAUUUCGUCAGAAACCUUGCUGAACGUUUAUCUUGGUGGAUUGGGUGCUGCUAGGUGCUACCAUUCUAUGAUAUAUCCUGUGACACAGAACAGGUUAACUUCGUUGUAUGACACAGAGGGUUUUUAUGCUUCUAAAAACUACCUUUUUACAAAUGUCUGUAAAUAUCUGUCAAAUAAAAAUGCUAGCCUCUAAAAGUCCAGAAGGAACACUGUUUGGACCAUCAGUGGAACACUGUUGUCUGAGCAGUCAAGGGAAUAAAAUGCUUAUUUAUGAAAAACUCAAUAAAACUCACAUUUUGA
Molecule: messenger RNA, 4712 nt
Organism: Apodemus sylvaticus (European woodmouse)
Lineage: Eukaryota; Metazoa; Chordata; Mammalia; Rodentia; Muridae
Gene: Tmem181
Product: transmembrane protein 181
Exons: 17
Coding region: 269-1816 (515 amino acids)
Molecular function (GO): toxic substance binding
Source: RefSeq, a predicted model, not a curated record